Molecule: messenger RNA, 945 nt
Organism: Brassica oleracea var. oleracea
Lineage: Eukaryota; Viridiplantae; Streptophyta; Magnoliopsida; Brassicales; Brassicaceae
Product: F-box protein FBW2-like
Exons: 2
Coding region: 1-945 (314 amino acids)
Molecular function (GO): protein binding
Source: RefSeq, a predicted model, not a curated record
AUGGAAGAAAAUUGCAAGUUGCGAAACUGGGAUGAGCUUAUCCCUGACGCUCUUGGCUUAAUCUUUAGCCACUUACCUCUUCAAGAGGUGCUAACAGUUGUGCCUAGGGUUUGCAAAGCAUGGAACAGAGCUGUAACUGGAUCUUAUUGCUGGCAAGAGAUAGACAUUGAGCUGUGGUGUAACCGUUGCCACCAGUCCGAUCAUCUCGAUCGAAUGCUUCAGUUGUUGAUCAAUAGAAGCUCUGGCUCUUUGCGGAAACUCUCAGUCACUGGCCUUCAAAAUGACUCUAUCUUCUCCUUCAUUGCACAACAUGCUGGUUCACUUAAAACCUUGAAGGUGCCGAGAAGUUGUCUGAGCAAUUCAGGUGUUGUAAACGUGGCCGAAAAGCUUUCAUCUCUCACUUUCUUGGACUUGAGCUACUGCUGUAAAUUAGGCCCAGAGGCGAUACAAGCCAUGGGCAAACACUGUAAAUCCCUGACAGAGUUCUCCAGAAACAUGCAUCCUUUGGACGUAGCGAGUGUCGUCUCUCACGACGAUGAAGCUUAUGCGAUUGCCAGGACGAUGCCGAAGCUGAAGCGGUUAGAAAUUGCAUACCAUCGAGUCAGCGUAGAAGGAGUACUCAAAAUCUUAUCAUCUUGCAUUUUUCUUCAGUUCUUGGAACUCCGAGGCUGUUGGGACGUGCAACUCGACAACAAGUUCUUCAAAGAGAAGUUUCCAGAUAUGAAAGUGUUGGGUCCACGCGUGAUUGGAUUCUAUGAUAUGAUAAACGACUGGGAGGAUUGCUGUUCGGAUUAUUUCUCAGAUGGAUCUGAUUACUUGGCAUGGGAGUUCCUUGAGGAUGGUGAAAUGGGAGAGUAUGAGUUUGAGCAUGGUUGGGACGAUAACUUUUAUGCGGAUAGAGUGAAUAUCGACAGGGAACCCCAUAUUUGGCCGCCAUCUCCAUGA